This is a messenger RNA of Dracunculus medinensis (Guinea worm), 1326 nucleotides long. The record is from the annotation of a GenBank genome assembly. Lineage: Eukaryota; Metazoa; Nematoda; Chromadorea; Rhabditida; Dracunculidae.
CUGCUUAUAAAUAAAAACUAUUAUUUUAUAGUUUCCUUAGCUGGUGAUGUUCAUUCAGUUGCAUCACUUGGAAUCAGUUGUCAAAGAAAUACAUUCGUUUGUUGGAAUAGAGAAAACGGUGAAAUUUGUCAUAGAUUUGUGACAUGGAAAGAUUUGCGAGGUCAGAAAUUGACUGAAACAUGGAACAAAUCAUUUUUUAUCAAGAUGUUAAAUGCGAUGGGUUGUUUCUUAUAUUUUUUUACAAGGCAAAAGCGUUUUAAAGCUGCUCAUAUAUUUUCAUUUAUGAAUGCAAUGGUUACUUUUCGAUUGAUCGCCACAAUUGAACAAAAUGUAAGGAUGAAGAAAUUAUUGUCGGAGGAUAAACUUGUAUUUGGUUGCUUAGAUACGUGGUUGAUUUACAAAUUAUCAGGUGGCAAAAUGCACAUAACUGAACCGUCAAAUGCCAGCUCGACUGGUAUGUUCGAUCCGUAUUUAAUGGAUUGGGGACAUUUUUUGUUGUCUUUGGUUUCUUUUCCAAAUAUAUUGUUGCCAACUAUAACAUAUUCUGCUGGACAAAUCAUUGCCGUUACAGAUGAGAGGAUAUUUGGAUUUCCGCUUAGCAUUGGAUCUUUAGUAGGUGAUCAACAAGCAGCUGCAUUCGCAUGUGGUUGUUGGCAUAAAGGUGAUAUCAAUAUUUCUCUAGGUACUGGAUCUUUCAUUGAUGUGAAUACAGAUACUGAACCCCAUUUGUCUAUUAAAGGUUUAUAUCCAUUGGUGGGCUGGAAAUUUCCUGAUUCUAUUUCUUUUCUGGCUGAAGGUUUUUCAAACAGUACUGUAAUGGUUCUUCAGUGGGCCAAAUCCAUUGGUUUAUUCAGUGAUGUGCAGGAAAUUUCAAGAAUUGUUGAAAGCGCUACAGAUUCUGCGUGUUCUGCUUUUAUUGGUAUUCAGCCUAAUACAACCAAGGAACAAAUGCUUCGAGCAAUACUCAAAUCAAUUGCAUUUAGAAUAUAUCAAAUUUGGAAUGUGGUACUCAAAGAGAUUAAUUUCAUCAACGGUGAUUUCAUUAAGUGUUGUGGUGGUGUUUCAGGGAAUAAUUUUAUUUGUCAGAUGAUAAGUACUCUCUUAAAUCAUCCACUGCAACGAAUAAAAGAAGAAAGAUUCGCAGCAGCGAAAGGGGCUGCUAUGAUGGCUGGAAUUACCUCUGAGAUUUGGACCAAAGAAGAUUUAUGUAAUAUGAUAAUUAUUGAUGAGACAUUCACUCCUGAAUUGAAAAGAAGAUCAAAUUUAUUAAAAGCAUUUACGGCAUGGGAAAGAGCUUUGGAAAGGUGCUUGAAUUUUUAUACCUAA